AUGGCCGAAUUCAAUGUUUUAGCGGUACACAUGUUACUCAUAUUAUUCGUCAUAUCAUUAUUCGGAGAGACUUCAAUGGCCGAUCCUGUACAAAGCGACGAAACUAUGACCAUUGAGUUGAAUUGGGACAAUAACCCGGAAUACGAAAUAAAAUACAUCCAAGAUAAUGUCGAUUUAACAGAUGUGCCGAACGUCGAGUCUUUAAUGAAUUUAAUAAAAAAUGAUUCGUUUGCCGCCACGACUGAAGGAAAUAUUAUGAGUAACGCCACCGAAACUCCUUCCAAACCGACAAAGGAUGACCAGGUGACCAAAUCCACCACCAAGACCAUGACAAAGAAUACAAGGACGACAACAACUAUGACAAAUUCGACGACCUUCACGUCAACAUCGACGCCGACUACGAUGUCAUCGACAUCCACAUCUUCGGUGACGAUCUCGACUACUUCGACAAUGUCGGGCACUAGAAAUUGA
Macrosiphum euphorbiae (potato aphid) is the source of this 471-nucleotide messenger RNA. The record is from the annotation of a GenBank genome assembly. Lineage: Eukaryota; Metazoa; Arthropoda; Insecta; Hemiptera; Aphididae.